Molecule: messenger RNA, 750 nt
Organism: Liolophura sinensis
Lineage: Eukaryota; Metazoa; Mollusca; Polyplacophora; Chitonida; Chitonidae
Exons: 6
Coding region: 37-750 (237 amino acids)
Source: RefSeq, a predicted model, not a curated record
CUAAAAGCCCUGUGCUCAUCUGGAAACUAAGUAGAGAUGCUGAACCCUAACCUGAUGCUAAUCUUUAUAGCUCUCCAAAUCCCAUCAGCGGACUUGUCCCAGUGCCCAUAUGAUGUAGUAACGGAAGUGUUUUCCUGCCUAGCGAACGUGACAAGUUUCGAAGGCCAAUCCACAAUAGCUGGCGGAGACGUACAUAUACUUGAAGGAAAUUGCUGGAACGGUGGGUUCGAACGUGUGACGUUAUGCGUGGAAUCACUGUUUGCCAAUUGCAAUAAUAAAAAGGACGUCGAAGUUUUGAACAAACUUGUCAGUGUUGUCGCCAUUCGGUCAGCAUUUUCGGAUAUAUGUCGUCGUUUGGAAAUAUAUGCAAAUUCCAGCGAGUGUAUGAAAACUCAGAAUAUUCGCAUCCAGAGCUGCAUAGACGAAGAAUACAAGCGUUUUCACAACAGUUUGAAUGAAAUUCAAGAUAUCAUCAAGGAAUAUUGCAAAUAUUCUUGGGCGACAUCAGGAUGUAUAGAGAGACCCGUUCGGCACAGUUGUAACCCGGGAGUAGCCGACCUUCUGGUCAGUUUCAUGGGGGGAUUAACUCCUCCUAUGUGCAAUUCUGCCACAACAUUUGUCCCUGAUUUAAAGUUCCGACACAAUAACCCUGAGAAGGAACGUGCGUCCACGCCUUUGGGAAUGGCCAGCAGUGGCAACCUACGGUUUGAGGCACAUCUCUACGGCAUGGAGCGCCGAAUUUGGCCAUGA